This is a messenger RNA of Priapulus caudatus, 4478 nucleotides long. Its product is annotated as serine/threonine-protein kinase TNNI3K-like. The transcript is spliced from 22 exons. NCBI's taxonomy places the organism in Eukaryota, Metazoa, Priapulida, Priapulimorpha, Priapulimorphida, Priapulidae. Gene Ontology annotation, biological process: protein phosphorylation. Gene Ontology annotation, molecular function: protein kinase activity; ATP binding; protein binding. The coding region runs from base 189 to 3494 and encodes 1101 amino acids. The record is from RefSeq and is a predicted model, not a curated record.
CAUAGUAAGUUCCAGGAUAGCGGAGAAAGGUGUGAGAAUUUCUACCAGUCCCAUCAUGAAGAUGUAGGACUGCCCAAGCUAUGUGCGGAGAUGUAUAUACUUCAUUCAUCAUCAUGCUGGUGAUAUAACAUGGACGUGUGAUGCACAUGUACAUAAUUAUAUCAUGACAGGAGUUAGAGCAGGUCGAUAUGGGCAAUUACAAGUCUAGAACUACAAUAUCCUGCUCUGAGGAGCUGAAAAAGAAGAUCAGUGAGAGUUACUCUGUUCUACGGUCAAGAGUCAUAGAGGACCUCAGGUUACAUCAAGCCGACUGGAGCGAACAACAGCAGGCAUGCAGCCAGAAUGAUAUUUGUAAGGUUGAGCAGUUGGUGACAGAGGAAAAUGUUCAAGAGAGAUCAGAGACAGGUCUAACUUUGCUACACCUGAGUUGCAUCACUGGUGGAUCGAAACAGCUUAUUUCCUUCCUAGUUAGCAAAAAUCUGAAUCCCUCCAUUUUAAGCAAGAAUGGAUUGACUCCACUGCAUCUGGCUUGCUACAAGGGAGAUGUUGACUUGAUUGAUGCUCUCCUUGCUUGUCAUACGGACAUGAGAAAAGCUGGGUUUGGUGGCGUCUUCCCCUUGCAUGUUGCAGCUAUGUGUGGCCACGAAGAAGUGGUAAGAAAACUAGUGCAGAACACUGCUCUUGUGAAUGACCAGGAUAGUGUAAAAUUUUCACCACUUCAUCUCGCCUGCUACUAUGGCCACGAAAAGGUUGUAGAGCUGUUGAUUGCUAGCGGAGCGGACGUGAACAUAGCGAGUGAAGUUGGCGACCGAUCUCUACAUCUGGUGGCAGCUAAAGGCUCUCUCAGCAUCAUCAAGCUGCUUGUAGAGGCAUGCGCUGAUGUGAAUGCUAAGGAUGUAGAGGAGCACACUCCUAUGCAUUUUGCUUGCAAGACGGGCCACACUGCGAUCGUCUCUUACCUUCUGCAACCAGAACACCUGACAAAGCCACAUGAGGCAAACAUUUAUGGUGACACACCAAUGCAUUUAGCUUGCUAUAGUGGAAGGUAUGGUCUAGUGAAGCAAUUCAUAAAGACUGUUGGACUGGGCAGUGUACCCAUGGAAAACAUCUUCAGUGAGACGGCCCUGCAUGCAGCUUGUACUAAUGGCAAGAGUUUGGACCUAAUCCAGUUUCUACUGGAUCAAAAAGUUAGCAUUAACUGUCAAGGAAAAGAUGGUCAUACUGCAUUGCACAGUGCCUGUUUUCACGGUCAUAUCAAGGUCGUGCAGUAUCUGCUUGACCAUGGAGCAGACAUGAACCUGACUGCAUACUCCAGUGACCAGAGCAAUGGCAGUGAGAAAAAGGAGGAGCAGACCUGCCUGAUGUGGGCAUAUGAGAGAGGUCAUGAUGCCAUUGUGACUCUUCUAAAGCACCAUAAGAGACCCCACGAUCAGUCAGCCUGUGGGGAUUACUCCCAGCCUGGAGGGGAGGGCUCAUAUGUGUCAGUGCCAUCACCCCUGGGCAAACUGCGUAGCAUGACUAGGGAGAAGAUAGACGUCCUGCGCCUGAGGUCGACGCUGCACAGCCAGUUUCGCAUGGUGCUUACUGACAUCGAGUGUCUGGAGACGAUCGGCAGCGGUUCGUUCGGCAACGUCUACAAGGGCAUGCACCGCGGAAAGUUCGUUGCUGUCAAGAGGUAUCGUGCAAAUAUACUAUGUGCCAAAUCGGAUGUAGACAUGUUUUGCAGAGAAGUGUCCAUCAUCUGCCAACUCAAUCAUCCAUGUGUUAUCAAAUUUAUUGGAGCCUGCCUAGACGACCCAAGUCAAUUCGCCAUCAUCACUCAUUACGUGUCUGGUGGCUCCCUCUACAACGUGCUGCACCUGCAGAAGCGGCUCAUCAAUAUUCGCUCAAAGCUGGACAUUGCCCUUGAUGUUGCUAUGGGGAUGGACUACCUACAUCACAUGGCGCAGCCCAUCAUACACCGUGACCUGAACAGCAAUAAUGUCUUGCUGGAGGAGAAUGGUCAUGCUGUCGUUGCUGACUUUGGAGAGUCAAGGUUCUUGACACAAACAGGUGAAGAUAAUAUGACCAAGCAACCAGGGAAUCUGAGGUGGAUGGCACCAGAGGUGUUCACACAAUGUACGAUAUACAGCAUUAAGGCAGACAUGUUCAGUUUUGCACUGUGCUUGUGGGAGCUGCUGUCUGGAGAACUACCGUUUGCUCAUCUUAAACCCGCCGCGGCUGCAGCUGACAUGGCGUACAGGAAUAGCAGGCCGCCAUUGGCGAUCACCUAUCCCAGGCUCAUCGUGAAUCUUCUGAAGCGAGCCUGGCAUGCCAACCCAGAUUGUAGGCCAGACUUCAGCGAGGUGGUCUCCAUUCUCACUGAGGCAAGGGAGUCGCAGGCUGUGGCCCUGCUGUCUAACAGCAUCGCGAGCGUGUUCACGCUGCAGGGCGAGGCGACGGCAGUAGCAGUGACAGAUGUGUGCGGCGCGUACCCGGGUGUCGUGCCGCCGAUGACCGGCCACGUGAAUGCGCUGCGCUCACGCUGGGAGCAGGAGGCGAGCAAGACUGUCGCGAAGGACGAGCUGAGGAGACAGAUGCCACUCGACAAGAACGGUUAUGUGAUGGACCCACUGAGCACCACACUGAGGAUGCCUGUCCCUGUUCAACCCAGCCCUAGUUACUCCAUCACUAACAGCAUAUUCACUCAGAUUCAUCGUGAGUGGGAAGCCAUGAAAGGUCCAGCCUUCCAGGCUUGCUGGGAUGCCAUAGAGGACGGCAGGGGCCCGGAGACGGUCGUCGCCCUGAGGGUUACUCCUCAAUUCAACGACCCCAAGACUUUCACGCCGCAGAACACUCCUGAAAAAUUGAGUGAAUGGAGAAAUCAGAUGGAUGCGAUCCUUGGAGUCGACGAGGCAGGAGUGAAGGCCUGUGACCAACCCACGGUUGAGGCGAAGGCACUUCACAGUGGCGGCAAUGGACGUGGCAGUGGUGCACACGAGCCCGAUGACACCGACGAUGUGGAAGUGGCCACUGGCAGUAAGGACCCACCGUCACAAUCCGAGAAGAAGCCGUGGUGUGUGGCGAUGGUCGCCGAGGCAACGGAUGCCGGACAUCCCCCGCACCAUGGCAAGGCGAACCACGACGCGGCCGAGAGUCGACAGGAUGGCUUUGCCCCAAAGCAGCACGUCACCAUGACGACGGUGAUGAUCGUUGAUGAUGGUUAUUCCGAGCAGUCGCAGGAGCGACAUGCUAACGGAGGAUCAGAAAUACUCAUCAGGCGAGUGAACACAGUGAAACUUCUCAAUGAAAGCAAUCGGAAAGAUCAGGCAAUUGGCAACACGGCAGUGGGAAGAUCGGAUGGAGAGAUGCUGAUGGAUGCUGAGUGCAUGUUGGAGCCGAGUGCGGAGGGCUUCUGUGAGGACUACAUACAGCGUGGGGACGCCUGUGUGCACGGCGCACUGCUGGAGACGAGUAACGUGUCCAAGAUGAAGAGCAUGCUGAAACUCACGUAGAGAUGUCCCAGAUAUCAUGAGAGGGGGAUAUAUUUCUCCGUAGGUUCUUAAGAUUCAACCUUUGAUGUAGCCACAGGGACGUUUGGGGUCAGGCUACGAAGAGAUUGAACUCUGCUGCUAUCUCGGAGCGAUCUAAUGCUGUAAUCGUUUGCUCGUUAGUGCCAAAAUUUACAUAGUGAUCGUGUAUAAUAUAAGUACUUGCGUAUAUGAACCCGUGAACCAGUUGGUGAAUAGUGUUAUGUGAUUAUGCAUAGCAUCUGCUGCCUUUCUAGUCAUUUAGAGAAAACAAUGAAACUGUUGUUAAUGCAUGCGUUAGUUGGUUUGGAACAACACUCCUUUAUAGCAGUAUUAGUACGAUUUCAGUUCAGGUAGAAGAUUUUACAGCGUAUUUAUCCGUUUAUUUAUGGAGCGUAAUAUUCGUAAUGCCGUUUGUUUGUAGAUCUGUACUGACCUCUUGUAGUGUACUCUGACUGUGGUACUGCUUCUUAUGGUGCAUGCAAUUUUAGUUAUUAUAUAUAAAAAUAACAAAUCGAUGGAAAAUGAGGCGUUUACCUCACUAACACGUGAGUGUAACGAUAAAUUGUAAGAUAGAGGUUUGAGUUCGUGACAACAAAGACCGUACACAGUCUUCUAUAUUGUACACAGACUUUAUAUUGUAUGUGGUCUUUGGUAACAAUGGUUACGAUCGGUGAUCACGUGAAGCCCCUAAUGUGAUGCAGUAUUAAAAAUGAGCUUGGUCGAUUUUACACGUUUUAUAUCUCUAUAGAUGCCCUUCACUUGUUAGGGCCUGACCAUAGUCUGAAAGUACUAUAAGUAAGUGGAUUGAAAGUAAUCUGUCUGCAGCUAAGCAUGCCUGGUUGCUGGCAUUGAACUAGAAUCCGUCGUCUCAUUGUACCAUGUGUGAAUUAUAUGUCAGUUUUUAGCUCAGCUUGACAUCGUCAAGUUGAGCUAUUGCCAUGGGUCGUCGUACGUCCGUCCGUCCGU